AGACAUUUUACAAUCUCGUAGUUGUCAUGAAUUGAAUAUUUUACGCGACAGAAAAAUCAUUAUACGCUGAAACGACGUCUCUUUAACUAGCGAUGUCCCCAUUAGACAUCGGCUACAGCCAGAUAGAUGAGGACUACACGCGCCACAAUAUCGCGUUGAGAGAAUACCAUGACGCAUCACUCAAGCGUAACGAGAGAACUAUGUAACAUAAAAAAAAGUGUGAGCGAACUAUAUUAAGUUAACUAUGAUUAAACUACAGUCGAGAUACUAACACGCUAAUCACCUAAGUAGAUCGGAUAGUGAGUUGAGGAACACUUUAAGAAACUCCCGGCAUUAAUAAAACGUCAUGGCACCAGAAAAUCCUGCGUCAUAAUAUCCUCUUCUAGUCGCGAAAUGUCUGGAAACAAAAAAAUAAGCCGUGCUGAUAGUACUAAAGAUAUAAUAACGCAAAUGCAUCUUUCAGUAAAAUAAAAGUAAAGAGGCGAGGCGUUGACGUAAAGAGGCGAGGCGUUGACGUAAAUUCCUUUCUCUCGAACUGAAAACCGAUAUUUAGACAGAUAGCUCAUGAACUCUCGAUGAAAAUAUGGCCAAUGAAGACAGUUGGGAUGGUUUUAAAUGUAGGCCCCUAAUUUAAAAUCGGUAAAUUUAAAGUUGAAAAAACCCCAGCUAUGGUCUUUGGAGGCGUCCCGCUUUGAGCACACAAAAACAUGGUAACCCUAUGUUUAAUCCAUGUGAACCGUUAUUAAGUUCUCUAAAAUAUGAAACUGGAAUGCGAAAUACAAACUACAGCCCGACGUAUAACAGAUAGUGUAGAGUGGAUUGUCUAUUGAAUUCAAUGUGGAUACAGGUAUACAACCAUCUGUUCGAUACCGCAAUUAUUUUUACGGUAUGAGGAAAUUAUUUAGAAUGCUUCGACAUACCGCUAAAACCUUCCGUUGUUGCCUUCGAUCUUUGUGAAUGUGUUAUGAAUUUCAUUGACCUAUCUUUCAUAUACUCAUGGGCAUGGCCCAUAAAUAUAUAAUAAUGCUAAUUAACCAGUGAAUUAAGAUAUACAGCAAUAUGUAUGUGACAAAGAGGCGCCAACAGAUGGUGUUGAUGUUGACACGAAACAAAAGGUAGCGGAGGGCACGAGGGAAACAGCUGAGAGGAUCGGAAUUCCGUAAUGCAAAAGCUUACAAAAUACAAAAAACUUACAGCAUAGAAAUUUUGAUGACAAAUUUUGCAGUUUACAGUGUAUGGAUGACGCCAUGAGAACUAGUGCAAGAGUAAAACGUGACAUGGAAUGCUACCUACCAACUCGAUAUGUAUUAAUGGGGAUGAUAUUUAUGGGGUGGUUCAAUAUUUUAUUACUAAGAACCAAUGUAAGCAUUGCCAUAGUUUCUAUGGUAAAUACGACAUCGUAUAGCGAGGUCAACACAACCGUAGAAUCAGAGUUGGCCUGUCCGAUUGAAAACGCGACAGAAGAAAGAGAGAAAUCGUCGCAAGGACCGUUUCAAUGGAACUCUGUUCAACAAGGUUUGGCUCUCGGAUGCUAUUAUUACGGUUAUGCAGUAUCGGGAGUUAUUGGACCUUGGGUUGCUAAGCGAGUCGGUUUCACAAUAGUAACAGGGAUAUCUGUUGGCUUGGCGUCUGUUUUAACAAUUAUGCUGCCAUUUGCCGCAUACAGAGCGUUCGAAUUGUUUAUAGUCUGCAGAGUUCUGAUAGGCUUUUUUCAGGGUGUCGUUAUUCCCACAACAGUUUCCAGUUUCACUGUAUGGAUUCCUCGAAACAAAAAAGAUCUCGUUUUUUCCAUUUUAAUGUGUGGAUAUUUUGUUGGUGCUUUUAUAACAUUACCAAUAUGCAGCCUUAUAUGCGAAUACUUGUCCUGGGAAGCUGUCUUCUACAUAACAGGCGGCUUUACCCUGUUGUGGACCUUAUUGUGGUUUCUGAUAAUAUAUGACAGCCCUAAGAGGCACCCAAGAAUUUCAAAGGAGGAAAAAGAGUAUUUACAAGAAAAUGUCACGGUUAUCGAUGUCUCGAAAAAUGUGACGCGUCGUGUUCCGUGGUUAGCUAUUUUGUCGUCACUACCCGUAUGGGCAGCAAUUAUUUCUCAUUUUGCAUACGACUGGAUGUUUGCUUCAGCUGGUCUUCUGUUGCCAACGUACAUGGCCACAAAAAUGAAGAUGGACAUGACAUCGGCCGGUGUAUGGUCUGGGUUUCCCUACCUUAUAAUGCUGUCCAUUAUAAUACCCGCAACACUGUUUUGUGAUAAAAUAAAGAACAGGGUGAUAAGCUUGACUAAAAUAAGAAAAAUAUACAUCAUGAUUGCGUUGUUAGGACCUUGUUGUUUCAGCGUACUCGCAUCGUAUGCAGGAUGUAACAAAACAUUGGGAAUAUUUUACUUUUUACUAUCAAUAACUCUUCUCGGUAUGCACGUUCCAGGAACAGAAGCAAAUUUUUUCGACUUAUCGCCGACUCACUGUGGAAUACUGUUCGGUAUAUCAGGAACAAUCAGCAUGUGUGCUGGGUUUUUGGCGCCACAAAUAGCGGGAUAUGUACUAUUCGAAAAUAACUCAAUUUCUGCAUGGCAAACUGUAUUUUGGAUUGGAGCCGGUGUCAAUGUUUUUGCAGCUUUAUUUUAUUUGGUAUUCGGAACAGCGGAAGAACUAAAUUGGUCAAAAAAAUUGAGAGACCAGAAUGAUUAUAAAAAUGAAUAUUAAUGGAGCAUGUACAGUUUUUA
Styela clava is the source of this 2719-nucleotide messenger RNA. RefSeq names its product sialin-like. The record is from RefSeq and is a predicted model, not a curated record. Gene Ontology annotation, molecular function: transmembrane transporter activity. Gene Ontology annotation, cellular component: apical plasma membrane. NCBI's taxonomy places the organism in Eukaryota, Metazoa, Chordata, Ascidiacea, Stolidobranchia, Styelidae. Gene Ontology annotation, biological process: monoatomic anion transport; transmembrane transport.